Messenger RNA from Rhinichthys klamathensis goyatoka, 1208 nucleotides. It is a transcript of the gene qpct, whose product is annotated as glutaminyl-peptide cyclotransferase. The coding region runs from base 75 to 1160 and encodes 361 amino acids. The transcript is spliced from 7 exons. The record is from RefSeq and is a predicted model, not a curated record. NCBI's taxonomy places the organism in Eukaryota, Metazoa, Chordata, Actinopteri, Cypriniformes, Leuciscidae. Gene Ontology annotation, molecular function: zinc ion binding; glutaminyl-peptide cyclotransferase activity.
UCGGAGUUGUGUGUGUGUGCGUGUGUGUAUGUGUGUGUGAGAGAGCGUCGUGAGAACAGAACUGAGGAGAUGAGAUGGCCGAACGACGCUGGACCGCGAGACUGUUGGCUUUCAUUGGCAUCAUAGCGACUCUGACGAGCUGCGACACUGUUCCCUGGCAGGAGGAGAAGCUAAAACAUGCAGCAACCACACUGAGCUCCAGUGAACUGAGCAGUGUCAUAUCUCAUACCGAUCUGGACCGAAUGUGGCAGAAAGACCUGAAGACUAUGCUUGUUGUGCGGUACCCUGGUUCAACUGGAAGCCAACAAGUUCGGGAGCAUAUUAAAUCAACCCUCGGCUCGAUGAACGCGGGGUGGGAAGUGACAGAGGACGCCUUCUAUUCUCAUACUCCUUACGGCCAACUUCCCUUUACCAACAUAAUUGCUACUCUCAACCCUGCUGCAAAACGUCAGUUGGUGCUGGGCUGCCACUUAGACUCAAAAUACUACCCUCCACAAUGGGACGGCCGUGAGUUCCUCGGAGCAACGGAUUCUGCUGUCCCCUGCUCAAUGAUUUUGGAAUUGGCAAGAGCCCAAGAUGACGAACUAAAGACCCUGAAGGACUCUGGGUCAGAUCUGUCUCUGCAGCUGUUCUUCUUUGAUGGAGAGGAGGCUCUGUAUCAGUGGACCUCUGAAGACUCUCUGUACGGAUCCCGUCACCUAGCCCACAAAAUGGCGACGACACCACAUCCACCAGAAGCCACCAACACCAGCCAGCUCGACAGCAUUGAUCUGUUUGUUCUACUGGACUUGAUUGGAGGUCCUAAUCCUCGCUUUGGUAAUCAGUUCUCUAGUACGACCCGAUGGCUUUCCAAACUUCAAAAAAUUGAGCGUCGGCUGCAUGCGCUCGGUCACCUAGAGAAUCACCCUAAUGAGGUUCAGUACUUCUGGCCUGGCCUACAUGUGGGUCUUAUUCUGGAUGACCACAUACCAUUUCUCAACCAAGGAGUCCGGAUUCUUCAUCUCAUCACGACUCCUUUCCCUGCGGUGUGGCACACUUUCGAUGACAAUGAGGAUAACUUGGAUCGUACCUCCAUCGGCAAUCUCAACAAGAUCCUGCAGGUGUUUGUUCUUGAGUACCUCAACAAGAAAAGUCAGAACCCUAUCGCUGAAAGCACUUAAUCUUUCCAAACUAGACCAUCAGUCCCCGAUGACAUUUCUCUGACAAGC